CUCGGAUGUGCAAGCUGGGCAUGAUGCAUGGCGAGAACGAGGUGGUGGGACAUACCAGACACUACAUCUCAUUCCCUGGGCGCUAGAAUAUAGAAAAUCAUGGAGACUCUUGGGGAAGCAGAACCUCCUCGGCUGUGAGCGGGAUGCGGGGCUGAAAGAAGCUACGUUGACGAGAUAGGUCAGGUGCCAUGGGUCUGGCGCGGUUUGACGACGGCGGCCACGAUGGGGCAGAAGCUGGCUACUCCUUGGAAAAGUUCAACCUCUACGAGACCCGUGCUCGGUACUACCUGGUCGGGUGGAGCAAAGACCGGCAGCAUUGGCGCAUUUUGAAGAUUGAUCGGUCUGAGCCUGAGGACCUGAGUCUCUCUGAGGAUCCUGCGGUGUACUCUCAGGCAGAGUGCAAGUCUGUUCUUCAAACAGUUGCGGAGGGGAACAGGUCAACGGGGGGCCUUCAACUGGUGACAAAAGCCUAUGGAGUGGUUGGCUUCAUCAGGUUCCUGGAAUGUUACUACAUGAUCCUGGUCACCAGACGACGGCAGGUGGGGACCAUCUGUGGGCAUGCCGUGUACUCCAUUGAAGACACGGCCCUUAUCACUGUGCCCCAUCCCUCGGUGCAACGAGACUCACCGCAUUCGAAGCUUGAGCUCAGGUACAAGAAGCUGCUGUCAGGCGUGGACCUGACCAAGGAUUUCUUCUUCAGCUACACGUACCGCCUGAUGCAGACUUUUCAGCGCAACGCGCUCUACCCGGGCCAGGGCUCCGGCGCCGUCGACACUAUGUUCGUGUGGAACGCUUUUCUGACACGUGGCAUCCAGGAGCGUCUGGGCAACACCCGCUGGACGGUCCCGCUCGUUCACGGCUACUUCUCGCAGGCGCGCUUGUCGCUCUUCGGCCGGGUCUUCUCUGUGACUCUGCUCGCUCGCCGGUCACGCCACUUCGCCGGCACCCGCUACCUGAAGCGCGGCGUCAAUGACAAGGGCCGCGUGGCAAACGACGUGGAGACGGAGCAACUGGUAGCGGAGGAAGGGCCGGGGCGCGGCCGCUGGCCAAUCACGAGCGUGGUGCAGAAUCGGGGCUCCAUCCCGCUGUUCUGGUCGCAGGAGACAAGCAAGCUCAGCCCGAAGCCGGACAUCGUGUUGGUCCGGUACGACCCGGUGUAUCAGGCCACCAGCCUGCACUUCCAGGACCUCGCGCGCCGCUAUGGCAACCCGAUCAUCAUCCUGAACCUGAUCAAGACGGUCGAGAAACGGCCGCGCGAGAUGAUCCUGCGCCGCGAAUUUGCCAACGCGGUGGGGUACCUGAACCAGACGCUCGGGGACCGAGAGAAGCUCAAGUUCAUUCACUGGGACUUCCACAAGUUUGCCAAGACGAAGGGCGCCAACGUGCUGACGGUUCUCGGGAGCAUCGCCGAGGAGGCCCUCGACCUUACCAGCUUCUUCUUCAGCGGAAGGGAGAGGAUCGGAACGCACCGGGCCAACCAGGUGACCCCACGCGCUGCGCCCACGUCACAGGACGACGUCACUUCCAAGUCGAGCGCACGUGGCUCUUCCACAGGACGGGAAGACGUCAAGCGGGCGUCAGCUCGAGUGGAUGCCGCCGUGCAGACUUCGGAGUGGGCUGAAGGUGAGAAAGCGGGGAAGGCGGGUGCGUCUGAAGCGGGUAGUGCGGAGGCGGACGUGGGGCGGGUUUUGGACGGGCAGCGGCCGUCCGAAAGGGGAGACGUGGGGUCCGAGAGAGUGCGGGAGUCUGUGUCUAGGUCGCUUGAUCAACCAGCGGACUCAAUAAAAGACGCGGGGUCCGAUAGUAUAGAGGAUAGGUCGCCGGAAGGCGGUUUGCUAGAUCUGAAUAGUGCGGGUAGGCAGGGCGACUCAGAAGGGAAAGGUAGACCGAAACCACAAAAUAAAGAUAGUGAACAAGAUAUUGAACAGGAGACGGAGGACAACGGAAUGAUUCUUGUGGUAGACAACGAAGGCGCGCGAGCCCUGAGCCCGGAACGGAUCGCAGGACCGGCGUCAGUUUUCGAACACUCGCAAAAGGGUGAUAGCAGUCGAUACGGAACAGGCAGCACUUCAGUAAGUGCUGACAAACCAGAUAGGGAGACCUCGGAGGAUACCGGAACGCAUUCCGGUCUCAGUUCUGCCAAGAUGCGCGAGUCGGAAAAGCGGAGAACAGGACACGGGGAUGCGGAAGAAAGACCAGGGGUGUCGGACAGGGGGAAGCCUGCUUCGGACGCGAGGAACAAGGGUUUGGGCGCCAAGGACCAGGAUUCGGACGCAAUGAAGCAAGGUAUGGAUGCGCGAAAGCGGGGUUCCGACCCAAGGAACCAGGGUUCCGACGUACCCAAGAGGAGGACGGACGUGAGGUUCAGUUGUGGGGAGACCGUUCCGGUCCGACUGCAGUCCGGGGUGCUGCGGACCAACUGCAUCGACUGCUUGGACCGUACGAAUGUCGCGCAGUACGCAUACGGGCUGGCCGCUCUGGCGAGGCAGCUGCACGCGCUAGGCUUCCUUUCGUCCCCGCGGCUGGACCCGGAGUCGGAGGUCGCCGGCAUCCUGAUGGACAUGUACCAGGAAAUGGGCGACGUGCUCGCGCUGCAGUACGGGGGCUCUGCCGCGCAUAACAUGGUGUUUCCGGAGCGGCAGGGCCUGUGGAAGGCGACGACGCAGUCGCGGGAGCUGCUCAAGACUAUCCGGCGCUACUACAGCAAUGCGUACACCGACGCGGAGAAGCAGGACGCCAUCAACCUGUUUCUGGGCCACUUUGUGCCUGAGGAGAAUAAGCCCGCGCUGUGGGAGCUGGACAACGACUACUACCUGCACAUGGGCCAGUCAGCGGAGAGUCCGCAGGACAAAGGCCCGGGACCGUCCGGCGGUGACGACCCCCCGACGCCCCUCUGCUUGCCGCCCCACGCGAGCCCCCCCCACAGCGCUGACGCCCCUCCCCGCCUCAAGCUGACGUCAUUCGACAAGCUGGCAGCCACUCAGGCGGCUGUCAGGCAUGUGCGGCUCGUCAGAGAGGCCGUUGAGCCCGUCGAGAAGUCCAAAGCGGGAACGUCGACGGAAGAUUUGCACGUGCUCCUCACUGGCCCCAGCUGGCUCUUCGGAGCCGUUCCCGAACAUCACCCAAAGGGGUUCCCAAUUUCGCCUCGCAAGGAGAUCGCCGAACCCGAGCCACGUCGCCCCGAGGAGGAUGACGUCAGCUCAAUAGCGUCAGUCGUCGGGGAGCUGGAAACCGACCCGCUGUCGCAUCUACUGAGUGAUGACACCAUAGAGCCUGGCUUCACGAGCACUGACGACGACGACUGGUACGGCUCGAGCCUUUUGGCGGGCAGUAUCGAGACCAGCCCCGCAUACGAGCAUUACCAGCGCCUAUGCCAGCUCUCGGACGAGGGUGGCAUCUUCUCCCAAACUCCGUCCCAAACGGAAGUGUACAAGGCUUAUGACGGCAUUGCGACGACGCUUGGCGGUGGGGAAGAGUCUGAUGCGGAGUUGGAAGCCAAGAUGGCACGGCAGCUCGAAAGCUUGUCGAAUUUUCAGGUUUUCAUGCGGGAGGGCCAGGACGGACUUGUAUAUGCGUAGGAGCGUAGAUAAUCUAGGCACACAUCAAGUGGGCUUUUUGCAGCUUUUCGCCAAGGCAUUCUUGUGGAUACUAAUACUCGAGUAUAAGCUUGCAGACGAUAGCAUUGAACAGACACUCUUAAUCUGAGUAGAUACAUAGCUGCCUACAACCAAAGGACAAGGCAUUGCAGAGCCAAUAUCAACACUUUGCUAGUGUUGCUAUUUACUUUUACUAUGUUGCCAUGGUGGCUUUGUUUAGCCCAUGGCUUGAUAUGUGGGGGUCACAUUGUCAUGAGUAGAAAAUGGAGGAGCUUGGUACUAGCUUGCCAGAUGUCUAGCAGUCAAAGACGUAUAGGAAGUAUAACUCGGACCGGACUUUGAGAGUCGGUGUUUACUGGCAUAUCCAUAUCAUUGCCAAUGGCUUCUUCUUCUGCGGA
This is a messenger RNA of Klebsormidium nitens, 3994 nucleotides long. NCBI's taxonomy places the organism in Eukaryota, Viridiplantae, Streptophyta, Klebsormidiophyceae, Klebsormidiales, Klebsormidiaceae. The record is from the annotation of a GenBank genome assembly.